CCCUCUCUGUCCCCCCCCCCGCAGUCUGCACGGGCACCGACAUGAAGCUGCUGCGUCCCUCCAGCCCCGAGAGCCACUACGAGACCCUGCGGCACCUCUACCAGGGCUGCCAGGUGGUGCAGGGCAACCUGGAGCUCACCUACUUGCCCCCCGACGCCGACACCACCUUCCUCAAGGACAUCAAGGAGGUGCAGGGCUACGUGCUGAUCGCGGAGAACCAAGUGAGGCAGCUGGAGCUGCAGAACCUGCGCAUCAUCCGGGGGACGCAGCUCUUCCAGGAGCGUUAUGCCCUGGCCGUGGUGGGCAACGCCGGGCCCCCGGGGCUGCGCCAGCUGGGCAUGAGGCACCUCACAGUCCAUUUGGCAUCCAAAUCCCCACCACAAGGACCCCAAAUCCCUGCCCUGGGGAUCCCUACUUCCCUCCCCCAAGUCCCUGCCCCACUGCCCCCACUUGGCACCCAAAUCCCUACCACAAGGACCCCAAAAAUCCCUGCCCUGAGACCCCACCUACCCCCCAGCAUCUCACCCUGGGGACCCCCACAUCCCUUUGUGGGGGUUAUCCAUCGGGGUCUCUGUCCCCAACCGUGUCCCUCUCUCUGCCCCCCCUUUGCCCCCCCCAAAGUGACCAACAGCAUCUGCCACGGCUGCCCCCGCUGCAAGGGCACGAAGCCCACCGACUGCUGCCACGAGCAGUGCGCCGCCGGCUGCACCGGCCCCAAGCACUCCGACUGCCUGGCGUGCCUGAACUUCAACCGCAGCGGGAUCUGCGAGCUGCACUGUCCCCCCCUCGUCAUCUACAACUCGGACACCUUCGAGUCGGUGCCCAACCCUGAUGGGCGCUACACCUUUGGUGCCAGCUGCGUCAGCCAGUGUCCCUAUAACUACCUUGCGACGGAGGUGGGGUCCUGCACCCUGGUGUGCCCCCAGAACAGCCAGGAGGUCACCGUCAACAACGUCCAGAAGUGUGAGAAGUGCAGCAAGCCCUGCCCGGAGGUGUGCUACGGGCUGGGGGUGGAUUUCCUCAAGGGCGUCCGUGCCGUGAAUGCCUCCAACAUCCAGCACUUCGCCGGCUGCACCAAGAUUUUCGGCAGCCUGGCCUUCCUGCCCGAGACCUUCACAGGGGACCCCAGCACCAACACACCCCCCCUGGACCCCAAACUGCUGCGGAUCUUCGAGAGCCUGGAGGAGCUGACGGGUGAGAAGGGGUGGCCACCCCCCCACCAGGCGCUCACCCGGCGGUGUCUCGGCAGCGGCGCCUACUCGCUGACGCUGCGGGACCUGGCGGUGCGGGCGCUGGGGCUGCGUGCCCUGCAGGAGAUCAGCAGCGGGAUGGUGCUCGUCCACCACAACCCCCAGCUCUGCUUCCUCCAGAAGGUGCCCUGGGACAGCAUCUUCCGCAACCCCCGCCAGCGCCUCUUCCAGACCCACAACAAGCCCCCCGAGCAGUGCGAGAGCGAGGGGCUGGUCUGCUUCCACCUCUGUGCCCACGGGCACUGCUGGGGUCCUGGCCCGACCCAGUGCGUUGCCUGCGAGCGGUUCCUGCGUGGCCAGGAGUGCGUCGCCUCCUGCAACCUCCUGGAUGGAGCCGUCCGGGAACACGCCAACGGGACGCGGUGCCUGCCCUGCCACCCCGAGUGCCAGCCCCAGAACGGCACAGAGACCUGCUUCGGAUCGGAGGCGGAUCAGUGCGUGGCUUGUGCCCACUACAAGGACGCGCAGCAGUGCGUGCGGCGCUGCCCCAGCGGGGUGAAGGCAGACGCCUCCUUCGUGCCCGUCUGGAAGUACCCGGAUGAAGAUGGUGUCUGCCAGCUCUGCCCCACCAACUGCACCCACUCGUGCACGAUCCGGGAUGAGGACGGUUGUCCUGUGGACCAGAAGCCAAGCCACCCCGAGUGCCAGCCCCAGAACGGCACAGAGACCUGCUUCGGAUCGGAGGCGGAUCAGUGCGUGGCUUGUGCCCACUACAAGGACGCGCAGCAGUGCGUGCGGCGCUGCCCCAGCGGGGUGAAGGCAGACGCCUCCUUCGUGCCCGUCUGGAAGUACCCGGAUGAAGAUGGUGUCUGCCAGCUCUGCCCCACCAACUGCACCCACUCGUGCACGAUCCGGGAUGAGGACGGUUGUCCUGUGGACCAGAAGCCAAGCCAGGUGACAUCCAUCAUCGCUGGCGUGGUGGGGGCUCUGCUGGUCGUCGUCCUCCUCCUCAUCACCGUCGUCUGCGUCAAGCGCCGGCGGCAGCAGGAGAGGAAACACACCAUGAGGCGCCUGCUGCAGGAGACCGAGCUGGUGGAGCCGCUGACGCCCAGCGGAGCCCUCCCCAACCAGGCCCAGAUGAGGAUCCUCAAGGAGACCGAGCUCAAGAAAGUGAAGGUCUUGGGUUCUGGUGCUUUUGGCACCGUCUAUAAGGGCAUCUGGAUCCCUGAUGGGGAGAGCGUGAAGAUCCCGGUGGCCAUCAAGGUCUUGCGGGAGAACACAUCGCCCAAGGCCAACAAGGAGAUCCUGGACGAGGCCUACGUGAUGGCGGGGGUGGGCAGCCCCUACGUGUCCCGGCUGCUGGGCAUCUGCCUGACCUCCACGGUGCAGCUGGUGACCCAGCUGAUGCCCUACGGUUGCCUCCUGGACUACGUGCGGGAGAACAAGGACCGCAUCUGCUCCCAGGACCUGCUCAACUGGUGUGUGCAGAUCGCCAAGGGGAUGAGUUACCUGGAGGAGGUGAGGCUGGUGCACCGGGACCUGGCCGCUCGCAACGUCCUCGUCAAGAGCCCCAACCACGUCAAGAUCACCGACUUCGGGCUGGCCCGGCUGCUCGACAUCGAUGAGACCGAGUACCACGCUGAUGGUGGCAAGGUGCCCAUCAAGUGGAUGGCGCUGGAGUCCAUCCUCCGCCGGCGCUUCACGCACCAGAGCGAUGUCUGGAGCUACGGUGUCACCGUGUGGGAGCUGAUGACCUUUGGGGCGAAGCCCUACGAUGGGAUCCCUGCGCGGGAGAUCCCCGACCUGUUGGAGAAGGGGGAGAGGCUCCCGCAGCCCCCCAUCUGCACCAUCGACGUCUACAUGAUCAUGGUGAAAUGCUGGAUGAUUGACUCCGAGUGCCGGCCCAAGUUUCGGGAGCUGGUCACCGAGUUCUCCCGCAUGGCCCGGGACCCCCAGCGCUUCGUGGUCAUCCAGAACGACAUGGCCGGGCUGCCCGGCUCCAUCGACAGCACCUUCUACCGGGCCCUGCUGGAGGAGGAGGACAUGGACGACCUGGUGGACGCUGAGGAGUACCUGGUCCCUCACCAGGGCUUCUUCAGCGCCGAGACCUCCACCACCUACCGCAGCCGCAUCUCCUCCACCCGGAGCACGGCGGAGACCCCGGUUGACGUGGAGGAGGGUGAAGGCUUGGCCUUCCCCUUCACCCCCCAGGGUUUGCCGGAGGGGCCGGAGGGUCCCGCGCCGGAGGUGCCGGAGGGGGAUGGCGGUGCCAAGGUGACCCUGCAGAGCCCGUCGGGGCGGGAGCCGGGCACCCUGCCGCGGUACAGCGAGGAUCCCACCCUGCUGGUGCCCGAGGACAGCGAGGGCAUGGACCCCGAGGGCUUCACCGCCCCGGCCCCCCACCCCACCAUGCCAGAGUACGUGAAUCAGGCCGGGGAGCAGCGGGCACCCCCCCGGCACCCCCCUGCACCCCCAUCCCCGCCGGACAAACCCAAGGGCCACCAGGGUAAGAACGGGCUCAUCAAGGAAGCCAAGCACCCCUUCCCGGGGCCCUUCAGCCACGCCGUGGAGAACCCCGAGUACCUGGCACCCUUCGACAACCCCUACUACUGGAACCAGGACCCCCCCAAGGCCGGUGGUCCCGAGGGUGGCCCUGGCACGACACCCACAGCUGAGAACCCCGAGUACCUUGGCCUGGCCGGCCCCGACGACGUGGCCGUGUAGGGCCAGGCCGUGGAGACCCCCCCCAACUUCACCGAGGCAGCUCAGGGAGGGAUGGCACAGACGUGGGGCCGGUGGCUGUCCCCUCUGCCCGGUGGCUAACGCCGGAGGGUGACACCGGCCACAGAGUGACACCAGCCACAGAGGGCUGGGAGAGCCCACCACGCUUUGGGACAGCGCAGCAGCACAUGUGGGGACAGAGAGGGGUCACUCUUUGUGCCAGGUAUUGCUCUGGGUGUCCCCCCCCCCUCCUCCAGAGCUGGCCACCAGCAGGGGUGACCCACAAGCCACGCUGAGCGACCGGGAACAGCCCAAAGGAGCUCAGCCCCGGGGAAGGACACCCCACCAUUGUCACCCCAAAGGCUCCUCUGCCACCACCCCCCUCUCUCCGGGGCUGUCCUGGUCCAGCUGGUCCCACAGACCUCGCCACUGGGACACACGGACUUGCACUGAGAGCAGGUGGACACCGGGCCCUUGUCCCGGCUCCUCCUGGAUUCUUUUGAAGCCGACUGUAUCGCACCGAGAUGUAUAUUUGAUAAUUGUACAUUGUUUUUUUUUU
Calidris pugnax (ruff) is the source of this 4470-nucleotide messenger RNA. It is a transcript of the gene ERBB2, whose product is annotated as erb-b2 receptor tyrosine kinase 2. Bases 42 to 3914 code for a protein of 1290 amino acids. The transcript has 27 exons. Gene Ontology annotation, molecular function: transmembrane receptor protein tyrosine kinase activity; ATP binding. Gene Ontology annotation, biological process: multicellular organism development; positive regulation of MAPK cascade; protein phosphorylation. The record is from RefSeq and is a predicted model, not a curated record. NCBI's taxonomy places the organism in Eukaryota, Metazoa, Chordata, Aves, Charadriiformes, Scolopacidae. Gene Ontology annotation, cellular component: signaling receptor complex; basal plasma membrane.